AUGCUCGUGGUCCAAGUGGCGAUGCCUUUUGUGUCAGGAAAGAAGCAACCGCCCGUGACCAAAACUUGGGAGGUUGAAGACGUGGACUACACCACCGCCAAGUGCCGGGCCUUUCGUCCACGUCAGAAGCGGUUCAGGUCUUGGCCAAGAUUUCAUGCAUGUGACAUGACGGAAUUUGGCGGCUUCUCUUGCAACUUCGCCCGGCAUUGCACUAGUGCAUCCAACUAG
Cladocopium goreaui is the source of this 228-nucleotide messenger RNA. The record is from the annotation of a GenBank genome assembly. Lineage: Eukaryota; Dinophyceae; Suessiales; Symbiodiniaceae.